CCCUUCCCCCUCUCUUUCCAUCCCUGCACACACUACUCAUUAGUUGUUACAAUUCAUGUUAAGGUUGCAAUGAUGCCACGUUGCUUCCCAAUCAACAAAACCACACUCGCAGAAGGUGUUGUGUUAGAAGAGUCCCCCGGGUCGAUGGAUGAUCCUAAGCGUGUACUCGUAGUCAUGGAUGCCCUAAAGGAGUUCUCGGUUGAACUACUCGAAUGGGUUCUCAAGAAUUUCUCUUUCGGAGUCUCUUCCAGUAUUACUUUACUCGGCGUCAUGCCAUGGCUCAACAUUCCUUUAUCUGCAAAGACUUGGUCAGACAUUUGGAGUAUGAAUCUGGAGGAUCUGUCCACCUUCCUAGAGAAGAAUGAGUUCAAGAAUGACCCUAAAUAUCAAAAAGUUCAACGCCUUGUUGAGCUUUGCCAACAAUAUGGGGUCGUCCCAGAGAUCAAAACUGAAAUGGGGCAUCCAUUGCGACUGCUUGUUGUGGAACAAAUCAGCAGCCUUCAUGCUACCCUAGUAGUAUUUGAUAGGCACCAUGAUAGGAAGCACAUAGAGUACUACGCCGAGAAGAUCCCAUGCAACAUGCUGGUGGUGAAUGACAACGGAGAAGUCGAUCUGAUCAAGAAACGAAAAUCUAGCAGUAGUGCAGUAGAUGAGACAGCAGGUGCGGAGUCCCCAGCAUCCAUGGAACCUCGCCCCAAGUUACCAAUUUCGGAACAGCUGAAGAAACGUCUCAUGCCAAAAUCUUGGGGACAAUAUGACAGAGAUAUCAACUGCUGAAGCAGCAGAGAGUUAUGUACUUGACAUAUACAUAUAAUGUCUGUUUCUAUGCAGCAUUAGAGAGAAAGAAAGCAGAUUGUUGAAUUUCCACCUUACUCUUAUUACAUAGAUGUCUGAUCAAUAAUAAAGAUAGUGAUGGUCUUGUUUCCCUUA
Sesamum indicum (sesame) is the source of this 930-nucleotide messenger RNA. RefSeq lists its product as uncharacterized. NCBI's taxonomy places the organism in Eukaryota, Viridiplantae, Streptophyta, Magnoliopsida, Lamiales, Pedaliaceae. The record is from RefSeq and is a predicted model, not a curated record. Gene Ontology annotation, molecular function: oxidoreductase activity; 3-dehydroquinate synthase activity. Gene Ontology annotation, biological process: aromatic amino acid biosynthetic process.